This is a messenger RNA of Rhinopithecus roxellana (golden snub-nosed monkey), 5125 nucleotides long. It is a transcript of the gene NOS3, whose product is annotated as nitric oxide synthase 3. The record is from RefSeq and is a predicted model, not a curated record. Bases 48 to 3665 code for a protein of 1205 amino acids. Gene Ontology annotation, molecular function: NADP binding; FMN binding; nitric-oxide synthase activity. Gene Ontology annotation, biological process: nitric oxide biosynthetic process. The transcript has 26 exons. Lineage: Eukaryota; Metazoa; Chordata; Mammalia; Primates; Cercopithecidae.
AGGCCAGGGCUCUGCUGGAGCAGGCAGCAGAGUGGACGCACAGUGACAUGGGCAACUUGAAGAGCGUGGCCCAGGAACCUGGGCCACCCUGUGGCCUGGGGCUGGGGCUGGGCCUUGGGCUGUGCGGCAAGCAGGGCCCAGCCACCUCUGCCCCUGAGCCCAGCCGGGCCCCGGCAUCCCUACCCCCGCCAGCGCCAGAACACAGCCCUCCGAGCUCCCCGCUAACCCAGCCCCCAGAGGGGCCCAAGUUCCCUCGUGUGAAGAACUGGGAGGUGGGGAGCAUCGCCUAUGACACCCUCAGCGCCCAGGCGCAGCAGGAUGGGCCCUGCACCCCAAGACGCUGCCUGGGCUCCCUGGUAUUUCCACGGAAACUACAGGGCCGGCCCUCCCCCGGCCCCCCGACCCCUGAGCAGCUGCUGAGUCAGGCCUGGGACUUCAUCAACCAGUACUACAGCUCCAUCAAGAGGAGCGGCUCUCAGGCCCACCAACAGCGGCUUCAAGAGGUGGAAGCUGAGGUGGCAGCCACAGGCACCUACCAGCUUAGGGAGAAUGAGCUGGUGUUCGGGGCCAAGCAGGCCUGGCGCAACGCUCCCCGCUGUGUGGGCCGGAUCCAGUGGGGGAAGCUGCAGGUGUUCGAUGCCCGGGACUGCAGGUCUGCACAGGAAAUGUUCACCUACAUCUGCAACCACAUCAAAUACGCCACCAACCGGGGCAACCUUCGCUCGGCCAUCACAGUGUUCCCGCAGCGCUGCCCUGGCCGAGGAGACUUCCGAAUCUGGAACAGCCAGCUGGUGCGCUAUGCGGGCUACCGGCAGCAGGAUGGCUCUGUGCGGGGGGACCCAGCCAACGUCGAGAUCACCGAGCUCUGCAUUCAGCACGGCUGGACCCCAGGAAACGGUCGCUUUGACGUGCUGCCCCUGCUGCUCCAGGCCCCGGAUGAGCCCCCAGAACUCUUCCUUCUGCCCCCUGAGCUGGUCCUUGAGGUGCCACUGGAGCACCCCACGCUGGAGUGGUUUGCAGCUCUGGGCCUGCGCUGGUACGCCCUCCCAGCAGUGUCCAACAUGCUGCUGGAAAUUGGGGGCCUGGAGUUCCCCGCAGCCCCCUUCAGUGGCUGGUACAUGAGCACUGAGAUCGGCACGAGGAACCUGUGUGACCCUCACCGCUACAACAUCCUGGAGGACGUGGCUGUCUGCAUGGACCUGGACACCCGGACAACUUCGUCCCUAUGGAAAGACAAGGCAGCGGUGGAAAUCAACGUGGCCGUGCUGCACAGUUACCAGCUGGCCAAAGUCACCAUUGUGGACCACCACGCCGCCACAGCCUCCUUCAUGAAGCACCUGGAGAAUGAGCAGAAGGCCAGGGGGGGCUGCCCUGCAGACUGGGCCUGGAUCGUGCCCCCCAUCUCAGGCAGCCUCACUCCUGUCUUCCAUCAGGAGAUGGUCAACUAUUUCCUGUCCCCAGCCUUCCGCUACCAGCCAGACCCCUGGAAGGGGAGUGCGGCCAAGGGCACUGGCAUCACCAGGAAGAAGACCUUUAAAGAAGUGGCCAAUGCCGUGAAGAUCUCCGCCUCACUCAUGGGCACCGUGAUGGCGAAGCGAGUGAAGGCGACAAUCCUGUACGGCUCCGAGACCGGCCGGGCCCAGAGCUACGCACAGCAGCUGGGGAGACUUUUCCGGAAGGCUUUUGAUCCCCGGGUCCUGUGUAUGGAUGAGUACGAUGUGGUGUCCCUUGAACACGAGACGCUGGUGCUGGUGGUAACCAGCACAUUCGGGAAUGGGGAUCCCCCGGAGAAUGGAGAGAGCUUUGCAGCUGCCCUGAUGGAGAUGUCUGGUCCCUACAACAGCUCCCCUCGGCCAGAACAGCACAAGAGUUAUAAGAUCCGCUUCAACAGCAUCUCCUGCUCAGACCCACUGGUGUCCUCUUGGCGGCGGAAGAGGAAGGAGUCCAGUAACACAGACAGUGCAGGGGCCCUGGGCACACUCAGGUUCUGUGUGUUCGGGCUGGGCUCCCGGGCGUACCCCCAUUUCUGUGCCUUUGCUCGUGCGGUGGACACGCGGCUGGAGGAACUGGGCGGGGAGCGGCUGCUGCAGCUGGGCCAGGGUGACGAGCUGUGUGGCCAGGAGGAGGCCUUCCGUGGCUGGGCCCAGGCUGCCUUCCAGGCCGCCUGUGAGACCUUCUGUGUGGGAGAGGAUGCCAAGGCUGCCGCCCGAGACAUCUUCAGCCCCAAAAGGAGUUGGAAGCGCCAGAGGUACCGGCUGAGCACCCAGGCCGAGGGCCUGCAGUUGCUGCCAGGCCUGAUCCACGUGCACAGGCGGAAGAUGUUCCAGGCUACAAUUCUCUCAGUGGAAAACCUACAAAGCAGCAAGUCCACGAGGGCCACCAUCCUGGUGCGCCUGGACACUGGAGGCCAGGAGGGGCUGCAGUACCAGCCGGGGGACCACAUAGGUGUCUGCCCACCCAACCGGCCCGGCCUUGUGGAGGCGCUGCUGAGCCGCGUGGAGGACCCGCCUGCGCCCACCGAACCCGUGGCAGUAGAGCAACUGGAGAAGGGCAGCCCUGGUGGCCCUCCCCCCAGCUGGGUGCGGGACCCCCGGCUGCCCCCGUGCACGCUGCGCCAGGCUCUCACCUUCUUCCUGGACAUCACCUCCCCGCCCAGCCCUCAGCUCUUGCGGCUGCUCAGCACCUUGGCAGAAGAGCCCAGGGAACAGCAGGAGCUGGAGGCCCUCAGUCAGGACCCCCGACGCUAUGAGGAGUGGAAGUGGUUCCGCUGCCCCACGCUGCUGGAGGUGCUGGAGCAGUUCCCUUCGGUGGCACUGCCUGCCCCACUGCUCCUCACCCAGCUGCCUCUGCUUCAACCCCGGUACUACUCAGUCAGCUCAGCACCCAGCACCCACCCAGGAGAGAUGCACCUCACUGUAGCUGUGCUGGCAUACAGGACCCAGGAUGGGCUGGGCCCCCUGCACUAUGGAGUCUGCUCCACGUGGCUAAGCCAACUCAAGCCCGGAGACCCUGUGCCCUGCUUCAUCCGGGGGGCUCCCUCCUUCCGGCUGCCACCCGAUCCCAGCUUGCCCUGCAUCCUGGUGGGCCCAGGCACUGGCAUUGCCCCCUUCCGGGGAUUCUGGCAGGAGCGGCUGCAUGACAUUGAGAGCAAAGGGCUGCAGCCCACUCCCAUGACUUUGGUGUUUGGCUGCCGAUGCUCCCAACUCGACCAUCUCUACCGCGACGAGGUGCAGAACGCCCAGCAGCGCGGGGUGUUUGGCCGAGUCCUCACCGCCUUCUCCCGGGAACCUGACAACCCCAAGACCUACGUGCAGGACAUCCUGAGAACGGAGCUGGCUGCAGAGGUGCACCGCGUGCUGUGCCUCGAGCGGGGCCACAUGUUUGUCUGCGGCGAUGUCACCAUGGCAACCAACGUCCUGCAGACCGUGCAGCGCAUCUUGGCGACGGAGGGCGACAUGGAGCUGGACGAGGCCGGCGACGUCAUCGGCGUGCUGCGGGAUCAGCAACGCUACCACGAAGACAUUUUCGGGCUCACGCUGCGCACCCAAGAGGUGACAAGCCGCAUACGCACCCAGAGCUUUUCCUUGCAGGAGCGGCAGCUGCGGGGCGCAGUGCCCUGGGCGUUCGACCCGCCCAGCUCCGACACCACCACCAACGGCCCCUGAGAGCCCCCUGGCUUUCCCUUCCAGUUCCGGGAGAGCGGCUGCCCCACUCAGGUCCGCCCGACCAGGACCAGCCCCGCUCCUCCCCUCUUGAGAUGGUGCCUUCCCACAUCUGUCCAGAGGCUGCAAGGAUUCAGCAUUAUUCCACCAGGAAGGAGCAAAACGCCUCUUUCCCUCUGUAUGCCUGUUGCCUCGGGCCUGGGUCCGCCUAAAUCUGGAAGGCCCCUCCCAGCAGCGGUACCCUAGGGCCUACUGCUACCCCCCUUCCUGUUUCUUAGGCGAAUGUUAGAUUCCCCUUACCUCUCUCAGGAGGAUCUUACCUGUAAAUUCUAAUCUCUAAAUCAAGUAUUUAUUAUUGAAGAUUUACUGUAAGAGACUGUGCCAGAUGUUACGAGAACUACUAAAGUGCCUAACCCAGCCCAUGUGGAUUACAAUUUUUUUUUUUUUUUAAAGGGAGUCUCACUCUGCCGCCCAGGCUGGAGUGCAGUGACAUGAUCUCAGCUCACUGCAACCUCUGCCCCCGAGUUCAAGUGAUUCUCCUGCCUCAGCCUCUCGAGUAGUUGGGAUUACAGGUUCCUGCCACCGCACCUGGCUAGUUUUUGUAUUUUUAGUAGAGACAGGGUUUCACCAUCUUGGCCAGGCUUGUCUUGAACUCCUAACCUCGUGAUCCACCUGACUCAGCCUCCCAAAGUGUUGGGAUUACAGGCGUGAACCACUGCGCCCGGCGUGGAUUACAAUUAUCAAAUGACAAGAUUUCUGUUUUAACCUGUGCAGUUGUGGGUAUGUGGUGGGGAAAGGGGUCGUUCUUUUGACAGAGAGUCCUACAUGCCACUUGAUCCUGCUCUCUAAAAACAUGGUUUCCAGCCAGUCUGGGCUGCUCCCUCGUGCAGUUCUCAGGCUGGUGAUCGAGAAGGCAGGUGCAGCACUCAGCUGCCAGGAGUGGGAGCUGCCAGAAACAAGAGUCACAGAGAUGUGCAACAGCCGUGAGCAAGCUUUACUGCUUAUUUCAUACAGGAUGGGGAGCCACACCCACUUCUUCAGACAUCACACCCAUGCUGAAGUCCAAAAACAUCAGCCCUCUUGUCUUUCCACUCACAAGUCCCCAUCCCCUGCAAGCCCCAGGGAACUGAAAGUGCGCCGGCAGCCACCAGUGUGACGAAUCCACAGCCUUAAAGCCCACUUGCCUCACUGUCACCCUUCCAUUUAGCUUGGCCUCAUCCUUGACCUCUGUCCCCCACCUUGAGCAAAUGCGAGGACUUCUUCCCAGGCAACUGCUCCAGGACACACUGCAGUUGGGGGUGUCUCCCCUAUCCCUUCUGGGUGGGGACCAUCUCUAAGACUUGUUUCCAGAUGCCAUCAGCAUCUCCUCUCCUACCUUUUCUCUGUUCUCAGGGCGAGUUCCUCACUGACUCCCAGGUCCUGUCCAACUAAAGCACCUGGGCCUGUCAUCUAUGGGGCCUCUA